Messenger RNA from Saxophila tyrrhenica, 1104 nucleotides. RefSeq lists its product as uncharacterized. Gene Ontology annotation, biological process: transmembrane transport. The coding region runs from base 1 to 1104 and encodes 367 amino acids. The transcript is spliced from 3 exons. Gene Ontology annotation, cellular component: membrane. Gene Ontology annotation, molecular function: transmembrane transporter activity. NCBI's taxonomy places the organism in Eukaryota, Fungi, Ascomycota, Dothideomycetes, Mycosphaerellales, Extremaceae. The record is from RefSeq and is a predicted model, not a curated record.
AUGGGCUGGCAAGUCUACCUCGCCGGCCUCUGCUUCAUGGUAUGCUCCGUGAUUCAAGGGUUGAUCGUGCUCAACAACCUGGAAAGGUAUGUUUACCGUUCUUGGCACGAGACUUUAAUCACCAUCGCCGUGAUCCUCUUUGUCGUGCUCUUCAACACGCUACUGGCCAGGCGGCUGCCGCUGAUCGAAGGGCUGCUACUGAUCGUGCACAUCGGAGGUCUCCUCGCCAUCAUCAUCCCACUCUGGGUCCUGGCGCCCCGAGGUACCGCGCACGAGACUCUCUUCAACUUCACCACAACCGGCGGAUGGGACAACCUCGGCCUCGCAGCUCUAAUCGGCAUGGUCAACCCCAUCGGCGUCCUCGUCGGCUACGACUCCGCCGUGCACAUGUCGGAGGAAGUCCACGAUGCUUCUUUCAUCCUCCCUCAAGCGCUCAUCUGGUCCGUCGUGCCAAACGGCGUCAUGGCGUUGGUCAUGGGCGUGACCUUCGUCUUCUGCAUCGGGGACAUCGACGACGUCCUCGCGAGUCCGACGUACGAGCCUUUCGUACAGGCGUUCUUUAACGCUACGCAGAGCUACGCAGGGACGACCGUUAUGGCGUUCAUCAUCCUGUUCAUGCUAACCGCAGCCUGCAUCAGCGAGGUGGCAACUGCUUCACGGCAACUCUGGUCGUUCGCUCGUGACAACCGUCUCCCCUUCUCCGCCUGGCUUUCGCAAGUCACGCCCGGCUGGAACAUCCCAUUACAUACACGCCAUCUGCGUCUCGGUCGUCAUCAGCUCGCUUCUGUCGUUAAUCAAUAUCGAGUCCUACGUCGCGCUCAACGCCAUCAAUUCCCUCGGCAUGCUGUCGUUGCUCUUCUCCUACACCGUGAUGAUCAGCUGUCUGGGAAAUACGGACUAGCGAUCAAUAUAGUCUCGCCCUGCUUCGUGCUCCCGCUGUUGUUUUUUGCGACCUGGCCUCUCGCCACGCCGGUCACUGCGGCGGGCUUCAACUGGUCCAGCGUCAUGUUCGUUAGCAUCCUGCUCAUCGCUCUGGUGUAUUACGUGCUCUACGCCAGACAUGUUUACACCGGCCCCGUUGUGCUGGUCAAGAGAGAAGAUUGA